AUGACGAUAUCUUCCACCUCCUCCCGGCACGACGCUCUGCACCCACUCGCUUCCUCAUCUCAGCACCCAACUACAACCGCAGCCACGGCCACCACUAGCAGCAGCGCCAGUCGAAGCAGCAGUCGACUUGCACAACGUAGAGCUUCUGCCUAUUCCGAUCAGUCUUUCUACUCAGCUCCUGACUAUCGCAGGCGGAAACAUCCUCGUGUUGCACUCCAUCCAGAAGAUCAACCUGCUUCCUUCAGCUUUGUCUGCCUCGGCACUGGUGGUGGUCCUCUCGAAGCCGAUUGCUCCUGCUACCUCCUCAAACCAGCAGAUGCCCAUUGGCAAGAUGGAUCUAUCGUCGUCGAAGGCGGUUCUUGGCUUGGUGCGCUCACCGACGUUCUGGAGCAACAUGGUCCCGACUCGGCUUUCCACGAUUUCGAGUUCCCUUCCACCACGCCUUCCGCCUACCUUCGUGCCGGUCUCAUGGCUUCCUUCUCCCGAGCCUUUUUGAUAUCCCACGCCCAUCUCGAUCACAUUCUCGGCCUUGUGCUCGGAUCGGCUUCAUUGCCUGGCAAGAGGGCCGUCUUUGGUUUGAAGCCAACGCUCGAAAACAUCCUCGAUAUGUUCAAUGGCAAGAUCUGGCCCAAGCUGGCAUCCUGGAAGGAAGACGAGCCCCACACCAUGUAUCACAUGCGCAGCCUCGACAACCAGCGAUCUUUCUCGGUUAGCGAGACGUUGAGUGUGCUGCCAUUUGCGCUUUCCCAUGGUCUCAACCCUUCCGAACCGCCAGCCCCGCCCACGCCAACCUAUGCACCAGCUCAACUCAACCAGAACUACUUCAGUAAGAGAAUGUCGUUGCCCAUCAGUACGCAGAUGGCUUCUUCCUCACUCUCGCGAUGCUCCGAUCGCACUCUUGAGAGCAUCUCACAAGCAGGUGAAUCCAACAUGGCAGCGCUUCGUCGACCCUCGUUCAACAACAGUCCCUUCAGCAGCGCAAACAACAGCACCAACAACAGCACCAACAACAGCACCAACAACAGCACCAACAACAGCACCAACAACAGCACCAACAACAGCACCAACAACAGCACCAACAACAGCACCAACAACAGCACCAACAACAGCACCAACAACAGCACCAACAACAGCACCAACAACAGCACCAACACCAGCAGUCACGGCUACAAUACCAGAAUUGCGUCGUUGAAUCCACUCGAUGCAUCAGGUCUCAAACCUGGCGAACCAGUCUCGCCUCGAGCCUCACCUGCGAAUGCGAGUGCAGCUGCAAACACUACUUCAGCGUCGUCGUCUUCAAGACCCUGGUCUUCGGUGGCGAUGCUGCCUUCGACAAGUGAUGGUCCAGGCAUUCCAACACGCACAUUGGGGGACUCAGAGCAAGCUUCAAUGCAGCAACCGGCCAACAAGUGGCCCGAGAGACCUUUGAAAGCCCGUCGACCUCGCACAGCACAAGGUUCCGAACGACGUUCUUCGCCUCCUUCCGCUUGGUGUCCUCCCGGCUCUUCCUCCGGUGCUAGCAGCAGUGGCACCGCCAACCCUCCCUCAUCCUCCUCCACAGCAGCCCCUUCUCACACACGACAACCACCUCGUCGAGUCUCGAUUGACCGUUCACCGCCUCCCCUCGAUUCCACUGCUUUCUUCAUCACUCACAAAGGUCACGACAAAGAUGUUCUGUUUUUUGGCGAUGUUGAACCGGACUGCGUUUCAAAGUCGCCGCGGAAUCGACAGGUUUGGAGUCACGCAGCUGAGCGAUUUGCCGAAGGAAAGCUGCAUGCGAUCUUUUUAGAGUGUAGUUUCCCUAAGAACCAUCCGACAGAGUUGCUCUACGGGCAUUUGUCGGUCGAGCAUCUGUUCGAUGAGCUCAGGGUGCUAGCGCAAAUGGUCAAGAGGUAUAGGGAAAAGAUGAGACGUGGGUCCAAUGCUUCUUCUCGGUCUACAGGUCAUAAUAGCACCAGUACGAGUCAUAACGGCGGUGGUGCUGGUUCAACUGGUAAACCUAACGGAGAUGCAAGAUUCACACAUCCACACCUAGCGCCCUCCCCGUUGGGCACAGCAGCAGUUUCAACUCGUCAACCCGAACAAACCGAUAUUCUAGGGGGCAACGUUUACGACCAAGACUCCGAACUUGGCGGCCAGUUAGCUGGAUUGGGAGUUAUCGUCAUCCACGUCAAACCAGCUUUGUUUCCAAUGUUCGUCCAACAUCCAGACCCAGAAGUUUCCGGUAGAUCCGUUCCAGGUACACCUACUUCAGCUACUUCAAGUACUAACGUAGCUGCUCACGGCGAGGAAGAACGAGAAUUGGAGAUGGAUGCAGAGCCGAAGCUGGAUACAAGAACAGCUCCACAAAAGAUUCUGGACGAGCUUUGUGAGGAGGAAGAAAGUGCCGGGUUGGGAGUUAGAUUUGUUAUGGCUGAGAAAGGGAUGCGUAUUGAGUGUUAA
Molecule: messenger RNA, 2442 nt
Organism: Ustilago hordei
Lineage: Eukaryota; Fungi; Basidiomycota; Ustilaginomycetes; Ustilaginales; Ustilaginaceae
Exons: 1
Coding region: 1-2442 (813 amino acids)
Biological process (GO): cGMP catabolic process; cAMP catabolic process; negative regulation of glucose mediated signaling pathway
Molecular function (GO): 3',5'-cyclic-AMP phosphodiesterase activity; 3',5'-cyclic-GMP phosphodiesterase activity
Source: RefSeq, a predicted model, not a curated record